CAUACCCGCCAUGACGAGCUCCUUCACACCCGUACCAUCGGGGACUCGUGGCUUCAGACUUGCCCAGGAGCGGGAAUUCCACAAGUACUACCCUCAUCGUUCCUCCAGUUCCGAUCUCAGUUUGCAAUACCAAUCCCAAGCUCCUCGAGGCACGACAGACGACCGUUGCAUCAGACCAUGUCGCGACACUGCCCUUGCCGCUUUUGCCCAGUUGGGUGCCCUCCGCCUCAACGCCCGACGGGCAAUCAUUUCGCUUUUCGAUCGCACCCACCAACAUGUUCUUGCCGAGGCGACAAAGACCCUGAGUUUACAAAGCGACACCGUACACGAGCUGGAGGAUAGACUAUGGUUGGGGGUCAGGGUAAUACCAAGGGAAGACAGCGUCUGUAGCCACGUCACAAGCCUUCCGGUGCCACACUCGUGGAAGAAAGGUAACAUGAUGACCACGGAUGGACCCGUUCUGAUCGUGUCGGAUAUCCGAGCGGAUGAACGAUUCCAGCAGUCAACUUUUGUCAAAGAUACCCCUGAUGGCAUUCCCCAUGCACGAUUCUACGCCGGUGUGCCGAUUGUGAGCCCGAAGAGUAUGAUUAUCGGCUCAUACUGCAUCUUGGACGACGAACCCCGCGAUCACCUCGAUGCUCCGUCGCUGCAGUUUCUGAGGGAUAUGGCGAUGACAGUAAUGAACCACUUGGCCAUGGCACGUUCCAAGGACGAGCGCCGCCGUGGGGAGAGAAUGAUUGACGGCCUUGGCAGCUUUAUUGAAGGCGAAGCUACUCUGCGUGGAUCGAAGCCACGGAAAAUCCCGACUUCCAAUGGUGAGGUGGCAGAGGGACGCCUUGACGCCCGGCAACAGAGCUUGCAGGAUGCGCUCAACGAACAACAAAGUACAUCCGACGAGUGUCGCGACACGUUGAUCGGCUCCUUACCGCAGCCCCAUGAAAAGCAUGGGCAUGGAAAGUCUGCCGAAUCCAAGGCGUCGGAUAAGAAGGGACCUGACAAUCCUAAAAAUGGUAUACUUUCAACCGGUGUCGAGCAAGCGUUCGCUCGCGCUGCCAAUAUUCUCCGCGAAUCCAUCGAAGUGCAGGGAGUGGUCUUCUUCGAUGCGAGUAUCAGCUCUUACGGCGGGAGGGUGCACAGUUCAGCCGAUAAAAGAGUGGACCCUGACCAAGCCUCUGACAGCCGCGUUUCAAGCAGUGAUGAUGGGAAAUCUUCAGAUGGCUCAAUAACGCGUGAUAAAGGUUCACGGUCGGCUGGUAGUGGUAGCGCCACUGGCUGUCAAAUACUCGGUUUCUCAACAUCCACGGCUUCCAGCAUCAAUGGCGACAAAGGGUUCAUGGAUAAGAUUAACAUGCGGGAAUCUUUUCUCCAGUCUCUCCUUCGCCGAUAUCCCCAGGGAAAAAUUUUCAAUUUCAACGAGAACGGUUCUUUGUCUUCUGGUGAGACUAGCGAUGGAAUUAUUAGUAACACGAAGGAAGUAAAAACUCCUGCGCCGGGUCUAGGUGCAGAGCUACAGCGGCGUCCUGUACGCAAGAAGAAGACGCGAGAAGAAAAGCGCAGAGACGAGGCCGCAAAUAUCAUAAGCAUCUUCCCUGGAGCCAGAAGCGUCGCAUUCCUUCCGAUGUGGGACUCACAUCGAGCUAGAUGGUUUGCGGGUACCGUCGCGUGGACAUGCACUGCCGAGCGAAUCUUUACUGCCGAGAUGGACCUUUUGUUUCUCUAUGCAUUUGGCAAUAGCCUGAUGGCCGAGGUCAAUCGGUUGGAUGCCGAAAUGAAGGUCAAACAGCACGCCACUCUGGUCAGCAGUAUAUCCCAUGAGCUACGCAGCCCUCUCCAUGGGAUCCUUGGAAAUUCCCAACUUCUUUACGACACCCAGAUGAACUCGAUGCAGCUCGAACUUACCAACACUAUUGAGUCAUGCGGACAGACCCUUUUAGAUGUGAUUAAUCAUCUAUUGGACUUUGCAAAGAUUGACCAUCUCAUGGCGAAACCUGCACUUGACAAACAAAAAAGCGGUUCCAAGUCUCCAGGCCGACGCAGUCUGCUAUCAAAAGCCGCGCAAAACAAAAAUAAAGUAAAGGCUGGCACUGGAAUGAUCAGUUUGACUGAGACGGUUGAGCUCGAUGCCAUUGUUGAAGAGGUCUUGGACGCUAUAUAUGCGGGGCAUUGUUUCUAUCGCGUACCAAAAUGGAAGUAUCACGGAUUGGACACGGUCAUGUCCGCGGAAGAUCGGCGCACGUCUACUGAUAAUGCCAAACUUGCCGGCCUGAGAAACAAUGUAUCCAUUAUUCUGGACAUAGAUAAGGACGUCAACUGGAAAUUUGACACUCAACCGGGUGCCUGGCGUCGAAUUCUGAUGAACAUCUUCGGCAACGCACUCAAGCACACUGACAGUGGGUUUAUCCAUGUGAGCGUACGGUCUCUGCCAUUGCACGGACCUGUCAGGAAAGAGGGGUUGUGCAAAGAUAAUAUGAGUCUAAGACCCGUACAAGGAGACGAGAAAUCACGCCUGCUACUCACAGUCAAGGAUACCGGCAGUGGUAUCAGCAAGGAGUACCUGGAAAACCACAUAUUCACCCCCUUUUCACAGGAGAAUCCACUGUCUCCUGGAAAUGGACUGGGGCUGAGUAUCGUUCGUCAGACAAUCCAAUCACUCGGUGGAGAGGUCAACAUCCGAUCGACCGUGGGAACAGGAACUGACGUGUCUAUAAGUCUCGAUCUUGGCCAAUUGCACGCAAACACUGCACAGGACAAGGAACCAAGCUCCUUGAAGCAAGCACAGCAAGCCGUGAACGGUAAAACCAUAGGAUUUAUGAGGUUCAGUCUCCUACCCGAGGGAGAGUGCGAUGCGCAAGACCGCCUCCAGGCAUCUUUCAAGGCACAGUGCGAACACUGGUUUGGGAUGAAAGUCAAGAUCAUCGAUAUGGCGAACGACGACUUUCAGUGCUGUGAUUAUUAUUUUGUCACACAAACAGAUGCUGGGAAUGUGGAGGGACUAUCUACUCAUGUGAGUAUCAUCAAUAGGAAGAAAAAGACACAGUGCCUUGCUUCUCCAUUAAUCGCUCUCUGCAACAUGCCGAGUGACGUACAGGCAAUGAUUGCACUCAAGAGGGAAUGCACAGAGCCUGGGAUAAUCGAGGUUAUCAGCCAGCCAUGUGGACCGCGCAAGCUGGCCAAGGCUCUCAACUUGUGUCUUGCCCGACGUCUCAGCCCUACUGAAGGAUCUGGAAACGUUAUUUCCGAAACAGUUCACGACGAGUCUGGAAUUGCAGAACCGGAAACUACAAGCGAGAAGAGAUUACAGAAUGGAGACGAUGAAUGUUCUUUACCAAUGGGGCGUGUUAUUAAGAAAUCCAAGCAUGCCGUCGAGAAUCCAGAGCUCGAUAUUCCAGGCUCGCCAACCAAGCUCACAACCCUUACAUUACAGCCUCCCAAGACCGGAAAAAACGGGAAAUCCUCCCCUUUGACUGUGUUAAUAGUUGACGACAACAAAAUCAACAUGCAGCUCCUGGUGGCCUUGAUGAAAAAAGAAAAGUACCCCCACGCGACAGCCACCAACGGACUGGAGGCAUUAGAGGCGUUCAAAGCAGACCCCGGCCGGUUCGGGGCGAUUCUCAUGGAUAUAACAAUGCCCGUCAUGGAUGGCCUUACGGCAACACGAGAAAUCCGUCGGGUGGAGCAGGAGUAUCACACCGGCCUCGAUACAUGUGCUAAGGAAUCAUGGAAGCCGGCGACGAUUGUUGCCGUGACCGGUCUUGCCAGCGCUAGUAUCCAACAGGAGGCGUUCAGUUCUGGCAUUGAUUUGUUUUUGGCCAAACCUAUUCGGUUUCAGGAGUUGAGGGUUAUUUUGGAAUCAUCAAAGUAGGAGUUUAUCUGGGCGUACGGUAGGUUACAUAGAUGGGUGUACUA
Molecule: messenger RNA, 3906 nt
Organism: Aspergillus wentii DTO 134E9
Lineage: Eukaryota; Fungi; Ascomycota; Eurotiomycetes; Eurotiales; Aspergillaceae
Product: hybrid sensor histidine kinase/response regulator
Exons: 4
Coding region: 11-3862 (1283 amino acids)
Biological process (GO): phosphorylation; phosphorelay signal transduction system
Molecular function (GO): phosphorelay sensor kinase activity
Source: RefSeq, a predicted model, not a curated record